UCAGGUCUCACUCCUCAACUCUCCUGGGCGCAGCACUUGAGCUUCGGAAGAACGCCGGCACUAUCUUGAAUAAGGGCGGCACGUUUUUCUGUGAAGCCAUGGCGCUGAUCCUUCAUGCAGGGAAAACUAAUAAAAAUGCCUACAAGACUCUCAUUGCCGCUGAGUACAGUGGUGUAGAUGUUAAAUUGGCACCGAAUUUUGAGAUGGGUGUUUCUAAUAAAACUCCUGAAUUUCUCAAGAUGAACCCUAUUGGCAAGGUUCCUGUGUUGGAAACGCCAGAUGGUCCAGUUUUUGAGAGUAAUGCGAUUGCUCGCUAUGUUGCUCGAUUGAAAGGUGACAACGCAUUGUAUGGAUCUUCUCUAAUGGACUAUGCUCACAUUGAACAGUGGAUUGAUUUUUCAUCAUUGGAGAUUGAUGCUAACAUUAUCACCUGGUACAGACCAAGAAUGGGACGAGCCACUUACCUUCCUCCUGUUGAGGAAGCUGCAAUUUCUGCGCUGAAGAGAGCAUUGGGUGCAUUGAACACUCAUCUUGCUUCUAAUACGUAUCUAGUUGGGCAUUCUGUCACCCUAGCAGACAUUGUUAUGGCAUGCAAUUUGUUUCUGGGUUUCACUCAGCUCAUGACUAAGAGCUUCACCUCAGAGUUUCCUCAUGUUGAGAGAUACUUCUGGACGUUGGUCAAUCAACCCAAAUUCCAUAAGAUCUUAGGUGAGGUUAAGCAGGCUGAAAGUGUUCUACCCAUACAAUCCGCACAGAGGCCCAAAGAAUCUUCUAAACCUAAGAAAGAAGCUCAACCAAAGAAAGAGGCUAAGAAAGAAGCCCCUAAAGAGACUGAAAAGCCCAAAGAGGCUGAGGUGGAGGAGGCACCCAAGCCCAAACCCAAGAAUCCUCUUGAUCUUCUUGCUCCAAGUAAGAUGAUAUUGGAUGAAUGGAAAAGACUGUACUCAAACACCAAGACUAACUUUCGUGAGGUUGCAAUCAAAGGAUUCUGGGACAUGUAUGACCCUGAGGGAUACUCUCUUUGGUUCUGUGAUUAUAAAUACAAUGAUGAGAAUACUGUUUCCUUUGUGACUAUGAACAAGGUUGGUGGAUUUCUUCAGAGGAUGGACCUUGCUCGCAAAUAUGCAUUUGGGAAAAUGCUUGUGAUUGGAUCUGAGCCACCAUUUAAGGUGAAGGGGUUAUGGCUAUUCCGUGGGCAAGAAAUACCACAAUUUGUUAUUGAUGAAUGCUACGACAUGGAACUUUAUGAAUGGAGAAAGGUUGAUAUCUCAGAUGAAGCUCAAAAGGAGCGUGUCAAUCAGAUGAUUGAAGAUUGCGAGCCUUUCGAGGGUGAGCCUCUCCUAGAUGCCAAGUGCUUCAAGUGAAAAAUUAGUCCCUUGUUGGAAGGGCUUUUAUUCGUGACGCUUCCUUUUUUGAGUAGAAUUCGGUUACUUGUUUAAUUUAUAGUGAAGUAUUAGCAUUAUGUGAUUUGAGAAACAUUAAAACCAAAGAGUUUUUGAUUUUACCAUCUUAAUUUUGAGAGUAGAAAGACUCAUGCGAGCGUGAUGUUGGUCUCAUUUUGAGUAUAAAUUUGUAUGAAGCUGUGCUUGUGUUCUGGGAUUAGAAGUCGGAUAAAUUUGGAAU
Neltuma alba is the source of this 1623-nucleotide messenger RNA. Its product is annotated as elongation factor 1-gamma. The record is from RefSeq and is a predicted model, not a curated record. The transcript has 8 exons. Gene Ontology annotation, molecular function: glutathione transferase activity; translation elongation factor activity. Bases 99 to 1364 code for a protein of 421 amino acids. Gene Ontology annotation, biological process: translational elongation. Lineage: Eukaryota; Viridiplantae; Streptophyta; Magnoliopsida; Fabales; Fabaceae.